Lolium rigidum is the source of this 2315-nucleotide messenger RNA. RefSeq names its product protein HESO1-like. The record is from RefSeq and is a predicted model, not a curated record. Bases 210 to 2162 code for a protein of 650 amino acids. The transcript has 9 exons. Gene Ontology annotation, molecular function: RNA uridylyltransferase activity. NCBI's taxonomy places the organism in Eukaryota, Viridiplantae, Streptophyta, Magnoliopsida, Poales, Poaceae.
CCAGGACCAGGUCACCGCUCCCGUUCCAACUCGGCGCGGCCGCUUGCCAAAUAGUCUCCUCCUCCUCCUCCACCCCGGCCCACGCCGACGACCUGCUCCCCUAGACUCCCCCCGACGACGCGAGUCCGGCGCACGCACAAGCCACCGCCGCCGACUUCGCCCUCCCGCGGAAACCCAGAUCCGCCUGCUGUUUUCUCCAGUAUUUCAGCAUGAUUGAACAAGCCCCUGACAACGAUGUGCUGGAGAAGUGUACUAAAGACAUUCUCUCUCUAAUUAAACCAGAGGAGGAUGAUCGAAACAAACGGCAAUCUGCAAUUCAGGAGCUGGAAGUUUCCAUCCAAUCAGCUCCAGCGUUGAGUGGUGCUGCCGUCAAGCCUUUUGGAUCAUUUCUAUCAAAUCUAUACUCAAAAUCAGGAGAUUUGGAUUUAUCAGUUCAGCUCAUGAAUGGCUCAAACCUUCCUAAAACCAAGAAACAGAAGCAAACUAUCUUGAGACAACUAAGGAAAGCUUUGCAAAAAGGAGAUGUUGCUAGAACUAUGGAAUUCAUUCCUCAGGCAAGAGUCCCAGUUCUUCAGUAUGUGAGCAACCGCUUUGGUAUUUCCUGCGACUUAUCCGUUGAUAACUACCCUGGUCGAAUUAAAUCCAGAAUCUUCUACUGGGUCAGUACUUUAGAUGAGCGCUUUGGUGAUAUGGUUUUAUUGAUCAAGGAGUGGGCAAAAGCUCAAAACAUCAAUGAUCCAAAAUCUGGAACCCUGAACUCUUAUUCGCUUUGCUUACUUGUUCUCUUCCAUUUUCAGACGUGUCAGCCGGCAAUUCUACCACCUUUGAAGGACAUUUACGAAGGAAAUAUCACAGAGGAUUUUGCAGAUAUGACGCUUUACGACGAGGAGCAUCUUGAUGAGGUUUGUGCUGCAAAUAUAGCAAAAUUUCAUAGCCAGAAUAAGGAACAAAGAAACGAAAGCUCUCUUUGCCAUCUCCUUGCGACCUUUUUUAACAAGUUUUGUUUUAUCGAUGCCCUUUCAAGUGAUGUGAUAUCUACUUACACGGGUAAGAUUGAGAAAAUCCAGGACAAUCCAAAUCGGCAGAUGAAGAAAUCUCACAGCUUGUUUGUCGAAGAUCCAGUUGAGAGGCCUGACAAUGCCGCUAGAGCAGUUGGUAUACAAGGCCUCCUCCUAAUUGCUAGUGCCUUGAAGGAAGCUAAUUUGAAGUUUGCUUCCCUCGAGCAUUCUGACAGAGAUGGCUUAUUAGCAAUGUUGUGCACACCUGCUGUUUGCUCAAAACUUGGGGGAACAGUCAUAGCUAAGCCUCAUACAAGCACCCCACGAAGGACUCCGGGACCUAAGAGGCAGGUGGGAGCGAAGAUAUCUGGUAAAAAAAAUCACCAGGGAGCCAGAGGAUUUACAGGAAGCGGACCAGUCCAUAAUCCUACUCAGGUGUCCACUGAUACUACAGGGCGCCAAACGCCAGGACAGUACCGAAACCAUGAUCCUCCUCAAGUGAACACUGAUAAUACUGCAGGGCGCCAAAUGCCAGGACAGUACCGAAACCAUGACCCUCCUCAGUUUCGUACUAAUACUGCAGGGCACUAUCACCAGUCACCAAGACAGCCUGGGCAAUACCAAAACCAUUACCGCCCAUCGGCCUAUACUCCGGGGCACCAAACAAGAGGACUACACCAGAAUCAGAGCUAUCCACAGGCGCACAAUGCAUAUGCCCAUUCAGGGGUACCAUACCAGAAUCAUAAUAACUAUCAACAGGGGUAUACCCCAGGGCACCAAGCAGCAGGGUCAUACUGGUAUCAGAGUGGAUCGCAGGCUCAUACAAACAGGGCCCAAACACCAGGACAAUACCAGUAUUAUCAACAUCAGGGUUAUAUGAACGGGGCUCAAACACCGGGACCAUACCCUAACGGAUAUCAGAGUCAUCCGCUGGUUCAUACACCAGAACCAUACCAGAAUGGAUAUCACAAUCAGCCGAUGUAUACUGAAGGUACAGGAGUAUACCAGAACCAGGGAACGAGACAAUACACAGCUGACCGUCACACUAACAGGAACAAUAGGAAUGGUCUGACUACAAGUUCAAGGCACGAGCCUGUUGCUGGAGGGCUCCAAAAGGGACCGGCACGGGACUUGCGAUCUCAAGCCUCCUCAAGCCGUACAUAAUGGCAAGGAAGCAGCCAGCAUCAUUCCUGACCGAAAUUAUUUGUCCCAUGGCAGCAAUUUGUUGUAUCCAUUGGCCUGACAAAGUGUAUCGGUUUCAAUUCACUUAUGCAUGUCAUGCUAUUUAAGAUGGUUUUGCCGGCCAGCAUUUCUUUC